UAAUUUUAAUAUUGAUUUUUACGACUGACAAAACAAAAAGUCUUGCACCGGUUAAAUAAAAGUAAUUUACCAGUUAUAUAAAAACAAAUCUUAUACCUGAGUAUACCUGCCAUUAUCGCUGCCAAAAGAUUUAUAAAGCCUACCUACUCUAACAAAAUGAUUCCCGGAGAAAUAUUUGCGGAAGAUAUGAUGAGUACCAUCAUACGCUAUGGUUUGUAUAUUGGUGCAGCUUUUCAACUGGUCUGCUUAUUAGCAAGCGUGACCCUUACUGACGACCAGAGUGAACCAUAUCCUUAUGAAAAGACAUACACAGACAGUGAUGAGUGCAGCUCUGAACAGUCAUCCCCAGGGCACCGAGCAACUAUAUCUCGUGCUAGACGCCAUGACAAGAAAAAACGACGAUAAUUAAGUGGAAUCUCUAAACGGGUUGGAAUGGAAUCAGAUUACUGUUUCUUUGUUUAAGCCGUAGUAUUAUUAUUAGUAUUCAUUUAUUUUUAACUUAAAAAAUAUAUGUAAUGAUGAUCUUCAGCUAUAUAAUCUAGAAUUAUUGCUAUUACAUUAUUUAUACAUUCCUUUUUGUCUUGCCUAUUUGAGAAGAUUUGUAAGAUACUAAAAGUAAUUGGAUGCAUGAAUAGUAAAAAGCCUCUCAUGCCAUUAAAAAUAGUAGUUGUUCUCUUGAAGUGGAAGGAAUUAUGGGCAUUGUUUAAUUUUGUAUUCUCUAAAAUGUAGGAUACUAAUAAACCUAGUGACUGUUGAGACUUAUCUUAUGCCUAAUUCAUAAAUUAUCUUUUAGAUGUGAAAAUAAAGUCUAUAUUAAGCAAUUCAGUAUUUGCAGAUGAAAAUACAGUAAUUAAAAUACUGUGAUACUCUGCUUUACAUUCUCUUUUAGUUUAUUACCUCCGUAAAUACAACCACUUUAGUGAGUGUAUUGUAAUAUUAUUAUAAGCUUUAUAUUUUGUAUGAAAACAAGAAAUUUAGAUUUUAU
This is a messenger RNA of Zerene cesonia (dogface butterfly), 985 nucleotides long. Its product is annotated as protein anon-73B1. Gene Ontology annotation, cellular component: membrane. NCBI's taxonomy places the organism in Eukaryota, Metazoa, Arthropoda, Insecta, Lepidoptera, Pieridae. The coding region runs from base 157 to 405 and encodes 82 amino acids. The record is from RefSeq and is a predicted model, not a curated record. The transcript is spliced from 2 exons.